AUACUGAUCGAUCCUUAGAUGCAGAGCUACAGUCAGCGGCGCCGAGGCCUGUAUUACACUGUUCUGGUGCACUCUGCUCACACAUAUGCUUUCCCUGUGUGCAGUUUGCUGCUUUUAUAAUCUUUCUUUCUCUCAUAUUCAAAAAUUCGGAGUAUGGAACACAAGAGUCGAUUUUCUUUUAUAUUUGAAAUUUACCACUUUGAUAAAUUCAAUGGAUAUAACUAUUUGUAAAUCUACAUUGGAUACUACAGCCAAAGUUCAACAGGAUGUUUAGGUGAGUAGUAGAAACGAUGGAUUAAGGAAAGAAAAAUAAUUCCUUUGUGUCUUAUUGAUUAUCAAAUUAGAAAGCUAUCUGUUGCUAUAUAUUUUUUCAAGCGAUUGCCUAUUGAUUUUGGUGCGUGAAAAAAGGGACCUGCAGCUAUACCAAUUGACAGGUGUUAUAUGUAAAAAAAAAAAUAGCUGAAGAAUCUUCUGAUCUCUUUUUUCUCAUUUAUCCUCUAAACAGUUCAGUUUGUUUUGCUACUACCAGUCUCCGGUACCAAUGGUACCAGUCUGUUCAAUCAAUAAAAAUAUGUUCUAUCUACGGUACGAAAAUCAAUGGUCAUGUUGCCUGUGUGAAAAUCGAAGCGACGCGUCUUGACACUAGGUGGUGCUAUUAAAGCUCGAAUUUUUCUAAUAUGUUAUUAGUAUGUUAUAAUAGGUUAGGCUUAGUUUCAGCUACUAUGGUAUACGAGUUGUUUCCAGUUGGCCGUACGCUUUCUUUAUUUUUAUCUCUUUAAUGAAUUUAUUUUGCAGUACAAUGACGUCAUGCAUCUCCAGCGUUCGGUUGUUGUAAAGUCAGUAGAGAACAUUAUAUAUAUAUAUAUAUAUAUAUAUACAGUAUAUGUAUAAAUUUCCUUUAUAUAAACAUAUAUAUGCAGUAUAUACUAAUAUAUAUAUAUAUAUAUGUAAGUGUACUAAUAUAUGUACAUAUAUGUUUACUGUAGGUUUACAGAGUAAAUUUUUCUCUUGAUUUUCCUCCCCAUUCCUCUAAAUAUCAUAUAGCAAUGACCUGCAUUUUUAUAUGCAUAUAUAUAUAUACCUAGUUACUUAGGCGAAUUCUUAGAUAUUGUAUUCAGCAAAAAUCUUAAUCUAUGACUAUUUAUACUAAAAUUAUUUAUAGAUAAUAGUACAUUAACAAAAUAUUGAAUUUAUUGUGUAUGUUCCACAACUCUAUUGAUAUGGUAGGCGAAUAGUAUUGGUAAAUAUCUUUAAAUUGAUAAUAUUAUCCGUUUUGGUUAUAAUUCUCACAACAUCAUUAAACAAAUUCAAAGAUUUUGAUUUAUUACAUGAUUUUUUUUAUUAAGGGAGAGCAAUGAGUAACUUUUUUUUUGUAUUUUGUGUUAAAACAUUUUUUAUUAUGAAUACUGAUGUAAUGCAGAACUGAAUCAUAUAGGCUUGAGUUAUCAUGUGUAUCAAAUGAUUAACUAAUAUUUCAUAAUAAACAAUAUGUUAACUACCGACUUAUCCCAAAGAUGUCGCUAGUGAUACUAUUUAUAAUUGUUGUUCGUGCAAUAGCCGCACGAGGACGCCAGCGCCGUGACCUAAUUUGAAUGCUAGAAAGAAUGUAGUAGUGAAGACACAGUGGAUUUUUUUAGAAAAACAUGAAUUUAGAGGAUUAUACUCGUGAAAUCCAUAGAUUAUUACGUUCUCCGAAUAUUGAUGAUAACCUAGCUACCGUUUGCGGCGAAUUCAAGAAGUUUACCCGAGAUUUCAUCGCCAAUACUGAAUUAGCGUUCGAAUAUCGUCUAAUCGCCUUUCAAAAUGCCGUCGAAACUUUCACAAAAUUCCGAAAAACCUAUCCGAAUCGAACGGAAUUGGAUGAUUUGGGAAAAUAUAUUUUUAUCGAAAUCGCCCGACUAGUAUUAGGUAUUGAAUUUCACAAGCUAAACGAAUCGGAAGAGCCACGAAGGAGCUUCAAGUCGAGCAUAGUUAACGCCUAUUCAGAAUUGACGACUGCCAAAUUAAAAUGCGCUCACGAUUUCCUAGUUUUACAGUGGUUGAUGGUCAAUUAUUGGACGCAUCCGACGCUAGUAGGUAUGAUGCAAGGAGAGGAUUUUGACGAGGAGAGAGCCUUGACUUAUUUGAAGAUGGGCGAAUAUCCCGAAUUAUUUAAAUUACGAAUUGAAUUGCUUAUAGAAAGCGGUUGUGAGCCUCAGGCUCUAAAUCUUUGUAAAUGGUGUGCUAGAAGUCCAGUUUUUGCAACGGAUGUCACAGUUAGGUUAACACAGUUACUUUUGCUCCAUCGACUUGGAAAGAUGCAGGAUUUCUAUAGUCAGUGUUAUGAAUUAUCUUGCUGCGUCGGUGCGAAAAUUAUAGCCAACUUAAUGGAGCGGAGCGGCGAAGCGGAACAAGCUUGUGCCGAUAUGGCUCGAACUUUUCUACUACAGGAUUGGACUAAACCAGCUAAUUAUUGUUGCACGGCUGAAUUACUUCGCAUGUGGAUUUUGGUACAGAGAAAAGCAUCUGAUGUCGAGACAUUUCUGCAUGAAGUAUCUAAAGUCGCUCAUACUUUUCGCAAUACGAAACAGCUUAAUUUACUCUGCGACGUUCUGCAUAAUUUAUAUGAGGACGAAUUUAUCGACUUUUGCACCGACGUCGAAUUACAAGCGCUCAAAAACGACCGCAACGAACUAAAUAGCCGACGCCCAUCUCACAAUUCAUCUGUCGUCUCUUCUCAACCAGUAUCAGGAGAUGAUCCUGCAAUUGCCGCUGACAACCUAGCUCAAACAUGUCGUCAGUUGGCUCGCCUUUAUCAAUCAUCCGACGUCCGUAUGUCGUUUAACUGCUUAUUGACAGCUUUAUACCUGGAUCCAAGAGAUGACACAUAUAAAGAAAUUUUACGUUGUAUUCAGGAAAAAGGAGAAGAGAUUGUAGAGCAAGCUGUGGUGGAUAAAAAUGAUAACAUGGAGAAGACAUCUUUCGAAGAAGUCUUAGAUGUGGUGGUAAGUCUUCGACCGUCUGCUUUUGCCCCAAAGUCUGGCGUCAAUGGUGGUUGGAAGGCUUUAGAUGCCCAAUGUUUACACUACUUAGAAGAGAUAGGCCUUAAAUAUAAUAAAAAAUCAGACUCAUUCACUAAACUCGAACAACAAGUCAGGGAUAGAAUACGACAUGACGGUAAUGUACCCCAACUUAGGGGUAAAGUUUGGAGAGGCGUCAAAUUCUGUGGUCGACCAAUUGCAGCUAACGAAUCUCCAAAGAAGGAACCUGGUAGCGGAAAUGAACAAAAGAACGCAGUAUGUACUCAUUGUCAGAGAACUUUCAAUUCACCAUGGCAUUUAAAACGACAUAUGCGCAAUGUACAUGGAGGGAAUAGUGGUGGUAGUGCUGUUGGUGAAGAGGCAGUAUCUAAUACGGAAGACGAUCUAGAUCAAUCCGACUGGCCCCUUAUUGAUGAUCAAGAAAUAAAGGAAUACUUGGACCAUGAAGAUGAUAUCCUGCCAAUAUUAGACAUUAUGGACGUUGCUAACGAGCCUCCCCCUACAACUACUCCUUCAAACGAUCGACUCAUGCAAUUCCAGUGCCGUUACUGCCAAAAAGAAUUUUUAACAAUGCGUGAUCGUAGGCGGCACGAAGAGUGGUCUUGCCCCAAGAGAAAUGCUACUAACAAUGUCGCCAAGCGAACUGACUUUGGUCAUCAAUGCCCAAUCUGCCAUAAACUAUUAUCAACAAAAGGUUCAUUAAAUCGCCACAUAAAAUUGGUACACAAUGCGGAAGUUCCGGGAAAGACUUCUCCAGAAAGUAAUGAGAAUAAUAAUGAAAAACCUGUCAGCCCAGUCUCUGAGGACGAUGGAGGAGAUUUGCCGUCUGAGGAAGAGCUAGAAGAAAAGGAAAGGCUAAAGUGUAAAUUCUGUUUUCAGCGAUUUGAGUCUAACUCAGCAUGUCUACGCCACGAAAUGAUUUGCGCAGAAGGGCCUACGAAGCCAAAAAAUAUUUGUGAAUUAUGCGGAAAAAGUUGUAGAGAUGAAGAAGAGAAGAGAACUCAUUUAGAAGUCGAACAUGCUGACUCAACGGGAGAAGCGGUUGCAGGAGAUUUCUUUGGAGAGGGUUUAAUGAACUUGUUAGCAAAGGAGGCCGAAGAAGCAGAUGUUAACCAACAACCAGCAGUUAUUAACGUCAGAUCUCACUCUACAAAUUCUACAGCAAUAUUAUCACCCAGGUCAACGUCUACAACUUCUACAGCUAAUGAAACACCACCAUCUAAAAGUAGACCUAGACCACGAAGGCCUAGCUCGAAGCCAUCUCUCAUUCAAUUAAAUAAGGGCAAGGAUGAAGUACAUGUUGAUCAGCAUAAGGAUUUUCCUGGUAUGACAAGAACUCUAAUCACAGUUAAAGAUGAACCUGCAUAUAAAGGUUCAAAAAUUACUUGCGAAGUAUGCUCCUCUCAAUUUGUCGACUCUCAAACGGCACAUAAUCAUGCUACUAUUUGCGCUAGCCCCGGUUCUAAACAGGGAAAGUUGAAACGGAAGUUUAUAUAUUUCUGUCCAUUUUGUGAAACGGUGAUUAAUAAUGCCAAUUCGGUUCCGAAACAUGUCAGGCAAUGCAAGGUGCAACCUCACGACUUGGAACCAAACUUAAUGGAAAAGCGUUGUUCUCUUGCUGAUUGUGGGAGGGUUUUUUACACAUGGCCCAGUCUUCAAGCUCACAUGAAUUGGCAUCAACGUCAAGGAGAUCUACCUAACACUGACCCUCAACAACCAGUUUCGUCUCCAUCAUCCAACGCUAUCGAAUCACCUCCCGGGAGUGCACUUGCAACUCCAGCUAAUAUUGUUUAUGGAAACGAAAACCUUAUGAGCCCAGUCAACAAAGAAGAACCAACGCCUUAUAAUGACUGCCUCCUGCCAUCAAAUGUCAUUAGUCCUCCGCCUGACCUAAGCCAGGGUGUCAAGAAAAAUCAGCAGCAAAUGGCAAUGACCGCCCAAUUACCCAGCUUGGGCACAAUGCUAGGAUGGGGAUUUGAUCCUGCAUCAGGCUCAAGUUUAGACGUGUUACCAGAACCCGCGGAUCCACCCUAUUUAGCCCAUCCUCAACCGUUUUCUGAGGUGAAAGAAAAGCAAAGUCAGGAUUGGAAUUGUUUCCGGGAAUUUGUUAAACAAACAAUCAGUCAACACGUUUUGGGACGCAUGUCUCACACGACUCCUGUUUCAUCCUCAGGGACUUAUCAAUCGCGCCAUCUGUCGGACGCUGAAGCUAAUGAAGAAAGAUUAGCAAGAGAGGGAAAUAGUUACGUUGGUGAAAAUAAUAAAAGAAAGGUUAAAUUGCUACACGGCGAACCCAUUGUUAGUCAAUACGUCGUUGAAUGUACUGGUUGUAACACUAUGUUUGCCUCGCAAAAAAGAUGGAAAGUGCAUAAAGAGAAAAGAUGUACAGAAGAUGCGGAUUCUACUUCGGUUGCAGUGUAUGAGUGCCUGUUUUGUAAAAAAUGUUAUAAUGCUAUGAUGGAUUGUCGAAGACAUCAACUUAACUGCGAUAAAUGUCGAACUAUCCAAUUAAAACCAGCAGACGUUGUACCUGAAUUUUUCUACGUCUGUGAAGAAUGUAGUAUGCUAUAUACCAAAUCUGCUAACUAUAUUACUCAUCGUAUUGCUAAGCAUGGUGUCGAUCGGGAUUUAGCAAAGCGUAUGAGCAUAGAGAGGAGAGAAAAGUACAAACGGUUUAAUGAAGAAGAAAAACGCAAAAUGAUGGAAGAUGAAGGAAAAAGGAUUAUCGAAAAAUGGAAAUCCAAAUGGUCUGGUGAGCCAGAUAAAAAGAGGAAAAAAACCAUAGAAGAAAAAGUUGUAACGGAAACCAUAGAAGACGAAGAUGAGUCCUGGAUGAACUCUCACCCUCAUCAACAAAGCAGCUGGCUGAGUUUUUUGCAAGAUGAUGAGUACAAACCUCCUCCUUAUAGUGAAGUUGUUCGAGAAACUCAAUCUGAAACUCGAAAAGUUGAAGAAACUAAUGAAUUAAUAGCAUUAGCAGAUAUUGCGUCAUCAGCCGUACGUCUUUCUGUAGUUGCGACGCCGACUACACAACAAGAUCCACAAACCGCCCAGCAAUAUUCAACAGGCCUUAAUGAACUAGCAAAGGCUGCCGCCAAGGUGCAUCAUCAAUCAGCUGCUGAUAAAAUGCCAGAAACUGCAAAUCUACUGCAGCGAAGCCAAUCUUAUGAAGAAAAGGAUAAAGUUGUGCCAUCAGUUGUUCAGCAAAAGCGUCAUAGCCUACCGGAACAGAAUCCCUUACUCAUGCAAGUUUUGACUUUGGGAAGAAGUGAAGAAAAGCAAAAGGAAGAAUGCGAAGAGGAAGUAGAAAGUAUAGGCGGUGGAGGAGAAGUAAUGGGAGAUGAAGAAGACGAAGAAGAACCAGAGCAAGAACAAGAAAUUGAAGGAGAGAUAAUUGAGGAGGAAGACGAACCUGAAAUACCACAACAAGUGCAAGAGCCAGUAUUAAAAAAUGCUCAAGUUCAUCAUAUAAAGACCAUACCCGAAAAGGUAGAAGCUCAACCAAAGAGUGAAGGAUACCAACAACAAGCAACCUUGAAUACCGUGACAAACAAAAUGACGAAUGUUCAAAACCAAACUGUCACAGCAAUACAUGUCUCGCCUAAAGUAGUAACCCCUUUGUCUGUAAAUGUAACAAUACCUUCAAGUUUAUCAUCGGUUCCUGUUGACACUUCGAAACUGUUACUGCAAACGCUCAGCCCGACGCAAAAAUCACCGGGAGCGAGGAAAGUCCCUUGCUCAUCUGGUAGUCGAAGAAAGUCGCGUCCCGGAAGUGGAAGUCAACAAUAUUUUCCAAUGCCUGAGGCAACCAUGCAAUUAAGAGAAGAAGAAAGACCCAUGAAUUGUGAAUGUCAUCGGAUAGAUGCUGGUGACAAAUGCCGACCUUGCCAGGAUGCAAUUGUAGCCCGAAUUGUCGCUAAUGUAAGAAAGCAACUUGAUGAAGAGAAGAAGAAGCAAACAGAAGGAGGACCAGUUGGAACCACUACAACAUCAAUGAAUGUUUUACAAAGAAAUAAAAGAAACCGUUCAAGAAGUACAGGAACACCAACGAGAUCUCCUCGUGCCAAAGUUGUAGAAGGAAGUUCAUCCACCAGAAGUUCAACUCCUAGUCAGGCAUCUCCACGACCAUCGGCUCCAUCUCCAGCUGUUUUAACAUCCAAUUUAGUUAGAACAACAGCUCCCAUUAAAAGAUCUGGAACAGAAGAAGAUAAUGACCUAACACUUGUUGAUACGGUAAAUGCUUCCCUUGGUGUAUCGAGUAGCUCCGAAGUUCCUCGACCAAACGAGCGUCAGACAGCUGUAGCUGAAAGAGUUUAUAUGCACGCUAAUAUCAUUACUGCUAACAUUGCUGGUAGACCAUAUAAUAAAUUACAAUGUAGACAUUGUAUGAAGGAAUAUGAUACAUUUAUGAAUUUGGCUCAACAUAUUCAAAAUGAUCACCGAUCCGCUUUUGUCUCAACAUCUAUUCAGCCUACAAAGAAGAAUUCUUUAGAAGGUGAAGAAGAUGCGGAAGUUGAACAAUUUACUUGUCACAAAUGUCGAGAUGUUAAAUUCGAACGAGAAAGUUCAUUAAAGAGUCAUAUGAAAGUGUUCCAUAAAAUGGAAUGGCCAGAAGCAGUUGCCGAAAUGGAGGACAAAAAGAACUCGCCAGUUGUUCUUAGAGUGUCUCAAAAUUCUAUAGUUGAGGGAAGUGAACAAGUUCCUGACAGCGUACGGCAACUUAUAAAGACUGUUACCUCUGGUCAAAAAAGUGUGGUGCAAAAUCUGACAAACGUUACGAUUGUAACAGUUCCUUACACUAUAUCAGUCACAGCUUUAAAAAAUGUUUCUAAAGUUAUAUUUACAACAUCAAAGAGUGGUCCGAUUAGUUCAAUAACUUCAAGUACAACAACAACCACCACCCCUAGUCAGAUUCAUUCUGAGAAGAAGUUAAUCAAAACUGAGGGCGAAGAUCUGCUAGAUGAUAAGAGGGAUGAAGAAGCCGUUGUAAGAAGAUCACGGCGAUUGGAACGAUUGGAAACAAUUGAUUAUGCAGCAAAAGAGUAUAGUUCGUCUUCGAGAGAGAGUACUCCACAGACUAAACUUUUGAAGUCUUUAGAAUUAACAAGGAAAAGAAAAGUAAGCGAUUGUUCAGAAGGAAAUUCAACCAGUUCGGAGGACAAGCGCAUUUCAAAGUUGCAUUUGCAAAGGUCCUUGACUCCGCCGGACGAACGUAAAGGGCCCUUAAAGAAAAAUAAGAAUGAUGACGAUGAAGGUUGUAGUUCUGAGGGUAGCUUGGAAGAACGUCGCUCUACCCGUAACUCAUCUCAGAGAUCUUCAACACCUCUUGAAGAUCGAAAAAUAACAAGAAAUAAAAAAGACGAUAACGUAGAGGAACAAUUUGAGGAAGAUGGUCGAAAUUCUGGGACGCCUACUCAAUUAAGUCGAUCAGAUGACAAAAGGAGCUUGAGAAAAAGAGAUGACGAUGACGAUGUGUUUUCGGAAGAGAGCUUAGAUGACAAACGAUUAGCUAAAGUGUUAAUGCCAAGGUCAAGUACCCCUCAAGAUGAUCGAAAGUGUUUGACUAGGAAAAGGAAAGAGGACGAAGAAGAUGCCUGUUCUGAAGGUAGCUUAGAAGACCGCCGAACUACUCGUCAAUCAAUACAAACAAAUCCGCAAUUAAAGGAAAGACCUUCUACUCCACAAGAAGAGAGAAGAUGUUCUUUACGAAAACGAAAGGAAAAAGAGGAUGACGACGACGACGACCAUAGAUUAACCAGGGGUUCUCUUGCCGCAAAAAAAAGUGUAAAAGUAGUACCGAAGCGAUCGGCUGAAGAAUCAAUAGCAACUAGACAGUCAAAAAGAUUAAGAAAAAAGACUGAAUAA
Molecule: messenger RNA, 8885 nt
Organism: Dimorphilus gyrociliatus
Lineage: Eukaryota; Metazoa; Annelida; Polychaeta; Dinophilidae
Source: the annotation of a GenBank genome assembly